Molecule: messenger RNA, 2832 nt
Organism: Neocloeon triangulifer
Lineage: Eukaryota; Metazoa; Arthropoda; Insecta; Ephemeroptera; Baetidae
Exons: 24
Coding region: 104-2734 (876 amino acids)
Molecular function (GO): odorant binding
Source: RefSeq, a predicted model, not a curated record
CGGGCUCUAUUAUAGUUUUUACUCACAAAACUCGAACGGAUGGAAAAAGAAGCUGACAACGCAUUUUGGUUGCUCCGGCGUUUCAGCAAAAUUAGUGCAUAAAAUGCCUCUGUUCGCAAAAUUACUGCUCUUAAUCCUUCUCGUCGCCGUCCAAGUUCACCAAGACAACAGUGCAAUAGAAAGGCGAGCAUUUAGUAAAAAAAACGCAGGGAAACGUCCGCAGAUAAUCAAAUGCUGUGGCUUAAAAAGGUGUUCUGUUGCAAUUGGUCAGGCCAAGACUCGCUCCAAGAACACUCAGAUAAUGGGAGCUAAUUCGACGACAAGAAGUCGUGAAACUAGUACAACAAUUACUUCUUUGGGGGAAUUAACGAGCACGCAGACUGACAUUUCUGACAAAACUUCUGAUUUUCUGAAUUCACCGCUAUCGACAAAGGGUGACAUGCAAACUUCUAAUACAAUAGACGCACAGAUCCCCGAAAUUUCGACAACCUCAGAAAUUCCUGAAUUGGUUCCAACCGCAAAACCGUCCGCUGAUAUGGAAACAACAACUUCAUCAUUUGUCGCAACAUCAGAACCUAACAUUGGGACAGAAACUAUCACUGAAACGAGAAUUCCUCCUAAAUUGAGCACCCAGUUAUCUGAAUCUUCGGACACAACCUUGAAAGCAGACUCAACGCUAAUCACAGAUUCAUCAGCACUGACAACACUUUCAACUACGAAAGCAAUUGAAAAAACUUCAACCAAAAUGGCCACAACAACAACAACCAUCGACCCAGCACUGGUAGGAAAAUGCAAAACGGAAACAAAUGCCGCUGUUAACCGAUCAUUAUUUUUAACCAAUGGCGAACUUGCGGAUCCAGACUUGCACGGUUUCUGGUUGAACGCGUGCGGCCAAACUUUUUUGUUAGGAAAAGCUCUGGGCACUUGGCACGAAAAUUCAGACAAAUGUUUCAGCCUCAAAAUGCAGCCUUUCGGCAUUGAGAGCAGAGAGAAACUCGAGUGCAUGAAAACUCAAGCCAAGGGCUGGAAGUUCAACAUGAAUUACUGGACGGGCGGCGCGAGGGACCUGACGAGCGGCACCUUCGGUUGGUGCUCAGCACACGGCCCUACGCCCUGGCAGGAUGUCCUGCCUCUGGUCAACCUCAACAAGGACAAGAACUGUGUCCAGAUGCAAAUCAACAAAACGAGCGGCUCCGUUUCAAUCAGCGAAAGGCGGUGCUCGGACAAAACCAUUUACGCUUGCCAGGGACCGCCGACGAAGGGUCCCAAAUGCACCAGUCCUGUUUGCCCAAAUGUCACCUGCCAGAGAGACCCCCAGCUUUUCACCACAUCUCCUGGAGACAAAUCAACUAUCCUAAAAAAUCAUUCUCUUCACGGGAAAUGGUUUUUGCACAAACUGCGGAACUACCUCUUCAGUUUUGAAAAUGACACAAGAACGUACUUGGAAGCGACUAAGGCCUGCUGUGCCCUGGGCAUGUCUCUGCUGAGUUUAGAUGGGCAGCACAAGUACGACGCUAUGGCCAUAAUUAGCAACACGACCGAAAUGAUCAAAGAGCUUCAAAAUUUGACCUUCUGGACUUCUGGUUCUGACGAGGGCUGCGAGUCGGUUUUCGGAUUUUGUUCGGCCAAAAGGUUGUUCCGGGGCGAGGAAAAGUGGUUGCCGGGACAGCCGGACAACGCCGGAAGAAAGGAGAACCACGUGGCCGUUCACAUUUGGCGCCAGAAGGGACAAGUGCUUCUUGCCGACUACGACGGAAUAAAAAAGUUCAGAUACGUCUGCGAGCAAAGACGGAACCCGCUGUCAAAGAAUGGAAAGCAGGCGAUCAUUGAUGAAUGUUCGCUCAUUUACAACGUCAAUUCAACCGAAAUCGAUUUACUACAGAAUGCGACAAAAUUGGAUUUGCGGAUGAAAUGCUUUUUGCAAUGUGUUGGGGACGCUGUCGGACUGCUGGUUGGUGGGAAGUUUGUGGCGAGCGAGGUGUUCGCAAUGCUCGAGAGUAUGAAUUUUCAAAACGCGGCCGACCUGAUGAAAAAUAUGGCCAUCAUGGACGAGUGCAACAACAAAACUUAUGGAAUGGACGAGUGCGACAAGGCGUAUCAAUUGACCAAGUGCGCCAGGGACAAGGCGCCGGCGGUUUUCGACCAAAUGAUCACAAACCUGGACAAUCUUACGUCAGAUAGUUUGGAAGUGUCGUCCCGGUCAUCUGGUUGCGUUUAUUGCAAUGUUGAUAUGGCGGCGAGGAGCAAUUUAUCUUUGAUUAAUAUUACAAUGAACGCGUCGAGUUGCAUGGGCUUCACCAACGGGACGCAAAUUUGCAAAUGCAGCGACUCAAAGAUGUAUAUUAUUUUUUUCUCGAAUUAUUUUACAUUUCCUUACGUUGAAGCGGUGAAAAAAUGUUGCGAGUAUGGAAUGCGGUUGGUUUCGCCGUUGAAUUACGCCAAAGCUAUGAAUUGUAUUAGAGUCUUGCUUGCAAACGGAAACUAUGGACCACGUUGUUGGGCGGUCACCAAUGCGAUGUUGGUGGACGUGACCAGUGGACUCAGCUUCGACUGCGAAAGCCAAACGUCUUUUUUCCCGCAAAAAUUAAACCCGAGUCAGAAACAAAUGUUUGAUCCGAACAAAGCCUACGACGGUGGACCGCUCGCCGUUUUUUUGUCUCAUUACAGUGGACGGCCGGAAUUUUCCCCCGCUUCAGUGAAUGAUAUCAACCCUUUCAUAUGUGAGGCAUUUUGAAUUUUGAGUUUGUGCACAAGGAAAAUAAAUUGUUUGAAAUUAUUAAAUAAUUUUGAAUAACUCUCAAGAGAUUUCCAGCUGCUCUGAUUACUGGAUAA